AUGAAAAAGAUCGAAUCCAUCCAGAAGCAGAAGGAACAGGUUCUUGAGGAAGGCGUCCUCAACCCAGAAUCAACUGUUGUUGCGAUCUUUCCCUCUCUAAUGCAUUAUGCUGGGCCAACUGAGGUGCAGUGGCAUGCUAAGGCUCGUAUUAAUGCUGGUGCAAAUUUCUAUAUUGUUGGAAGGGAUCCUGCUGGUAUGAGCCAUCCCACGGAGAAAAGGGACCUCUAUGAUGCUGACCACGGGAAGAAGGUUUUGAGCAUGGCUCCUGGCCUCGAGAGGCUCAACAUCCUUCCUUUCAAGGUGGCUGCAUAUGACACAAAGCAAAAGAAAAUGGAUUUCUUCGAUCCAUCAAGGAAAGAUGAUUUCCUCUUCAUCUCUGGCACAAAGGUCAGUUUUCACAACUGCUGGGAUGUUGUGAUUUUCAGCACCAAUCCUUUGUCGUCACUCGUCAAAUCCUAACUAAUCAUGCCUUAU
Zea mays is the source of this 474-nucleotide messenger RNA. Its product is annotated as ATP sulfurylase 1, chloroplastic. Gene Ontology annotation, biological process: sulfate assimilation. NCBI's taxonomy places the organism in Eukaryota, Viridiplantae, Streptophyta, Magnoliopsida, Poales, Poaceae. The record is from RefSeq and is a predicted model, not a curated record. The transcript is spliced from 3 exons. Gene Ontology annotation, molecular function: adenylylsulfate kinase activity; sulfate adenylyltransferase (ATP) activity. The coding region runs from base 1 to 459 and encodes 152 amino acids.